AGACACUGAUUUAAAGUAUACUCAAAUAGGUUUGUUUGGUCAUCAUAAAAAAACAAAGUCUACGCGGUCCAUGAGAUCGUCCUAUGUAGUUCUGUGUAAAUAUAUGAAAGAAAGACAAGUCCAUGGUAGUAGACUUGGGGAUCAACACAGAAGCUUGGUCAUCUUAAUUCAGAGAUUGAUAUAGUCAGUUUCAAGAUGAUCCAAAAGUUGGGAGCAAGAGGAAUCAAGUUGAGUGAACGUUCGUGGGAUGAUGGAUCUGAUCAUGAUGAUGUAACAAAGAUAUUCGUACAAGGGAGUCGUCAAGGCAUAGCAUCCUUGUAUAUAAACUAUGUUAAGAAUGGAAAACCGAAAGAUGGAUCAAUCCAUGGUUUCUUUGACUAUGGUUUAACACAAACGUUUGAGAUCAACCAUUUACAAAACGAACAUCUUGAAUCUGUUGACGCGUACUACCACAUAAAGUCAUAUGAUUUGAAAGCAAUUCAAUUCAAAACCAAUUUCAGGACCUCUGAACUGAUGGGGUAUACUUAUGAGUGUACUAUGUUCACGCUAGCAGUCAAAGGAAAGAAGAUCAUUGGGUUUCAUGGAUCUGAUAGGGUACAGAUAUUCUCUCUUGGAGCUUACUUCACUUCUAUCACCCCUACGAGAUUAGAAGCCAAAGGUGGUAUGGGUGGCAAGAAGUGGGACGAUGGAUUCGACCAUGAAAUCCGUGGGAGGGACAUUCAUAGACCGAGGAGGGAUUACAUCGCUGAAAUUCAAACAUCCAAAGGGAGAAUUUCUCCAACAUAUGGAAACCUCUCAAAUGGAAGUCAUACCAAACUUGUGCUCGAGAACAACGGUUGCGCUCUUGUUGGCUUCUAUGGAUUAUCUUAUGGAUUACUUAGUAAUCUUGGAGCAUAUUUUUCUCCAACACCUCCAACUCCUGCUGGGGAAAAGUUAGAAGCACUAGGUGGCAGUGAUAUUGGAGGUGCUUCUUGGGAAGAUGGGAAUAAUUUCGAUGGUGUGAGAAAGAUAUAUAUAGGAAAAGGCGAGGUUUCUAUUGUAUUCGUCAAGUUUAUGUAUAGCAAGGAUAACAGGGUGGUGCUUGGAGCUGAUCAUGGUACCAACACAUUACAUGGAGUUGAAGAGUUUGAGCUGGACUAUCCAAGUGAAUACAUCACAACAGUGGAGGGAAAUUAUGAUAUAGUACAUGGAAGUGAUGAUCUUAAUGUUAUACUCAUGCUUAGGUUCAAGACUAAUAAACGAACCUCUCCAGCUUUUGGAUUCGGCAAAAUAUCAAGCUUUGUUCACCAUAAGCAAGGCUACAAGAUCGUUGGUUUCCAUGGGAUAUCCGGUAACAUGCUUCAACAAAUUGGUGUACAUGUCCUUCCCAUUACUGACGAGGGAGCAUCUACAUCAAACUGAACUCGAUCGAAACAUUCUCUACCAAGCUUGAUCAUACUUCUUUAAUAAAUCUCCUUAUCUUGUACUCGAAUACGUUGUUUGUCUUAUGUUAUUUGGUGUGUCUUUUUAA
Messenger RNA from Capsella rubella, 1510 nucleotides. Its product is annotated as jacalin-related lectin 47. NCBI's taxonomy places the organism in Eukaryota, Viridiplantae, Streptophyta, Magnoliopsida, Brassicales, Brassicaceae. The record is from RefSeq and is a predicted model, not a curated record. Gene Ontology annotation, molecular function: carbohydrate binding.